Solanum tuberosum (potato) is the source of this 2776-nucleotide messenger RNA. Its product is annotated as protein NLP7-like. Lineage: Eukaryota; Viridiplantae; Streptophyta; Magnoliopsida; Solanales; Solanaceae. The record is from RefSeq and is a predicted model, not a curated record. The transcript has 6 exons. The coding region runs from base 99 to 2330 and encodes 743 amino acids. Gene Ontology annotation, molecular function: DNA-binding transcription factor activity; protein binding.
GUUUCGUCUCCUGGUGUAGACAAAAACUAAAGCAAGUCGCGUUCUGUAUAAACAGCAGAGCAAAGGGGUAAAAGGCACUGAAAAUUCCAUUCUAUUCUAUGGAAAUGGAGCACUCUCCUUCAGAUGUAUGUUCCCAAAUGCCUUGCCAACUGGAGUCCAACGCCUGGGCAUUUUCGAGCAGAAAAUACAAAGAUGAAUUGGGGUACCAGCGAACCAUCAUGUCUUCUGCUUCUGUUGUUUCCAUGUUUCCAACUGUGAAAUGGAGGAUCCAAUCUGUUAUGGAGAAAAUGUCGACUCCAAAUAUUUGUCUGGUUCAAUUCUGGGCACCCAUCAAGGUCAAUGGAUCCACUUUCCUGUCCACGGCGGAUCAAACAUUUGGUUUCUAUAAGGGAAUUGAUAAGAGGCUCUCUUCAUACAGGAAGCUCUGUCUAGAUACUUUGAUUCCAAUUGACGACUACACCGAAAUUCGAUUUGGCCCAAUUGAACGAGUUUACACAAGAUGCUUGCCAGAAUAUAACCCCGACGUCUCAAGUUACUCCGCUGCAGAGUUUCCACUGCUCGAACUUGCAAUUCGCUUGGGAAUUCAUUCUUAUUAUGCAGUUCCAGUGUUCAACAACUAUGACCAGCAGUACCGUGGUGUACUUGAGAUUGUAUCUACACAACCAUCUCUCCAUCUUUCCCAUCUUAUUACGGGGUCGAAAAUCUAUUCAUUUCAGUUGCAUAGCAUUUGUAAUUCAAGGGACAUGCUUUUUGGACUUUUAGAGCCGCCUGUUGAUGAUAGACUUGAUGAAAUAAAGAAUGAGUUAUAUGAGAUCCUUGAAAGAGACAGUUUACCCUUUGCUCAAAUUUGGAUUCCUUAUUCUCCAUCUGUCUCUUUAAAAGUCUUGUAUCGUGCUGCUGCCUCCAUCUAUGAACGUUCGAGUUCAAUGUAUCAUGAGUUUGAACAUGUUUCUGAGGUCUGUUUUAUUGAGAGCGGUGCGGCAUUGGUCGGGAGGGCAUUUGCAUCCCAAGGUUCAUGCUUUUGCAAAGAUGUUACUCUAUUAAGCAUCAGCGAGUACCCUUUGGUGCUUAGUGCACGAAAAGUUAGAUUCACUCAGAGUUUUGCAAUUUGUUUGCAAAGUAAAUGCGCCGACAAUAGCGUUUACGUAGUUGAGUACUUUCUGCCACCCAACAAAAUGUCUGCUAGAGAUACAAGGACUUUCAUAAAUAUGCUUUUAUCCACAACGAAAGAACGACUUCCAGGUUUCGUAGUUGCUCCUGGAAAAGAACUAGGGCAGAGGAUGCUCGUUGAAGUUGUUAAAGUUUCCCCGAGUGAUGAAUUUGACUCCUUUGAAAUUGGCCAAUCUCUACCGAGUGUUGAAUCACUUCAGGAUGGAGGAGGAACAACUGAAUUUGGCCAACGUCUGCUGAGUGUUCAAUCUCUUCAGGAUGUAGGAGAAACAACUGAAAUUGAUUCUUUCUGCCAACAGUCAAAUAAUGUUGUUGCUGCUGCUGCACUACUGGUUCCUUCUUGUUCAGCAGACAAGCGUGACUCACUCAACUGUGAAAGGACAGUGGAAGUUGAUCUGUUACUUCCACAUCCAAUAGAGGAAGCUGUGACAAACAGUGGAAAAGUUAACUUGGAUGUAGCACAUGAUGACCACAUUGAGGAUACACUUGAAAUAAUGCAACUUGAUUCACACUUUGAGCAACCAAAUAUAGAAAUUAAUUCUGCGGGAAAUGCAAUGACUAACAACAAUAAAAUCCAUUCGCAUAAGAAAAGCACAAUACAAAGGAUAGAAAAAGAUUAUGGGAUUACUCGCAAGAUUCUGGAGCAGCAUUUUGGCAGGACUCUUCAAGAUGCUGCCAAAAAUCUACAUGUUAGUCAAGCAACAUUGAAACGAAUAUGUAAAGAAUAUAAAAUCACUAGAUGGCCAAAUUACAAGACUAGAAAGGCUAAUGUCCAUGUUAGCCAAGGCGUAUCUUUUCAAGUUGCUGAACCAUAUGUGGUCAAUCAACAAUGUCCUGCUCUUUCCCAAGAAAAAGGCAUAGAUUAUUUGGGUCACAAAAUAUCUCCUGCAAUAGGAAAACCUUGUGAUGGUGUGAUGACGGUAAAGGUUACAUAUAAAGGUGAUAUCAUAAAGUUUCAACUCUCCCUUUCAUCAACGAGGGUAGAAUUGGAGGGGGAAGUGGAAAAGAGGCUUAAGAUAUCACUUGAAAGGUUUUCAAUCAAGUAUCAAGAUGAAGGUGACGAUUGGAUUUUGAUAAGUACUGAUUCAGAUUUGAGGGAUAGGAUGCAUUCACUAAGAUUGUUGGGGAAGGACUACUAUGAGAUUACUGGUUACCCCUGAAGCUGACACAUGAAGGAUUUUCUCAUGCUCGAUGUGCAGUUCAACACCCUCUUUGAAUCAUUGAAGGCACUGCAAGAUUGGGUGAAGGUGAUGCAAGGGAGUCAUUCUAGUAUGGUCUCUUCCAUUUGCCGUAUGAUCACUACUGCAGGAUGAGAUGCAAUCGGACUCCAUUCAAGAUGAAGAUGAAGAUUGGAUUUUAAUAAGUACUAAUUCAGAUUUGAGGGAUGGGAUGCAUUCACUUAGAUUGUUGGAAAGGAAUACUAUGAGAUUACUCGUUACCCCAGAAGCCGACACAUGAAGGAUUUUCCGCAAGUUUUGAUAUGGUUCAUCUUCAUUGCAGAACGUUAGUGAUGUUAUCUUUUGGUGAUAUGGUGUUUGUCUCUUCUCUGAGGUGUUGUGACAUGUCUUUGUGCUCAGUGUACCAAGGUGAUUAAUGCUAUUAUGAA